AUGCGACGCGCAGAAUUGCGGGCGCAUAAUCUCAGUUUGUCUGCGCAUGCGCAUAAAGAUGUGUUACAACAAACACUGCCCCCGGAUAUCUGUUCGUUGCAUGUAGAACACAUCGAACACUCACAUAUUACAAACUCCCCACGAGCUGAUUCACUUCCCCCCCAUCUCACAUCCACUCAAAACAGAGAAUAUAGAUCGUAUCAACGAAACGUUAAUGAAACCACACUCUAUGGAGGCGACAAACAUAAUAUCAAACAAAGUAUUCAGGAAAAUUGCUCUAUGUAUCCCAACAGAGAUGUGAGUGACACGAAAAAUAUUAGCGUCGAACCUAAGGUCAUAGAUUUUUCGGUCGAACCUUCCAGGGACGAGGAAUUCGCAUCGCUUCGGGAGAUGGGCAUCAGUUUGGAUAUCGACCGUGAUAACUUCCCCGAUAUAUUGCAACGAUUAAAAAAUGAAAUAAAGAAGUCGAGGACCGAAUUAGAAAACUGCAAGUCGGAACUCAAGAACGCAGAAGAGAAACUGUGUGAAUUCCCCGCUUUAAAGGAGGAAGUCGAGGAGUUGAAGAAUCUUCUUGAAAACACCGUUGCUGCCAUGGAAACAGAUAAAAAGUUCUAUGAAAACCAGUUGGAAAAUUUCACGUCGAAUAGAAAAUCUCUUGAACGGCGGAUGACUGAGUUGACGCAGGAGGUGAAUGACAAAUCCAAAGAUUUGCACUUGCUCAAAGAAGACAUUUUGAAAAGAGAAAAUAUGAUAUUAGAAUUAGCAAAAGAGAAACGUAAUUUGACUAAUAAAUUAGCGGAAUUAGAAGUCAAGAUCGAUGAGCUACAGAGCAGAAACAAAGCUUUAGAAAACGUUGAAGGCGAAAAGCGCCAGAUGAAAGAGAGGAUCCAAGAAUUGGAGAAGUUGGAACAGCUCGUGUCAGAGAAGAAUCAUCAAAUUGACAGUCUGAAUCAGCACUUGGAUAGAUUGGAUGAUCUGCAGAGACGCCUUGAUGACAAAACAGAAGAGAUGGAAGGUUUGAAGGAAGCAUUUGAAGUGAAAUCAAAUGAACUUUUCGGAAUGCAAAAUACUGUUGAAUCUUUGAACAGAGAUAUUGCAAAACUGAAUGCUGCCAACAAUGAACUUGAUACUAAUAAUAAAGAGUUAAAAUUGAAACUCACAAAACUUGAGAAGGAGCAAGAGAAUGCGUCUCUAAAACUGCAAAACAGCGAGAGCGAAGUGGGUAGGCUAAAUUCUUUAAAUGGAGAGUUGACAUCUAAAAUAGACGAGUUGAAACUUUUGCAUGAGAAAUUGAAAGACAAAGAAACCGAAAUAGAGAUAUUGAACGAGGACAUUAACGCUUUCCACGAAGAGAUAGCUUCAUUGAAGGAACAACUAAAGAUGGCUUCUAGAAGUCCGUCGCCGAAGAGUAAAGGUGGUGAUGACAAGAAAACGAUGGAGAGGCGUACCGGUGGGGAUAUGAAACAACUUAUGAAGAUACGGAAACAGAUCUCUCUAAUGCAGCACGAACUUGAUUUCCAAAAGAAGGAACUCAAUGAUAAGGCCUUCGAGUUAGCGAAAGCAAAGCUAGAGGUGACAGAGCUGAAGAAUAAUCUAGGUCAAGCACAGAAGAUGGCGGCGGAUAAGGAACUAGAGGCUGUUGGACUGAAGAGUGAGCUGCAACAAUUAGCAGUUCACAGGCAGCAGCUCUCGCAACAGCUGCACGCUGUCAACGACAGGAUCAGGGAAGAAUCUAAUAUGUCUGAAUUGAAAGCAAAAUUGCGAGAAAAGUCUGAACGGUGCCAAGAACUAGAAGCCGAGCUCCAGGAUAUGAAGGAUCUAGUUGAAAGAUUGCGUAGUAUGGAAGCGCCAGUGACUGAUCGCGCGUUAGUUGUAAGCGGUAGUAGAUCACCCACUGCUGAACUAGAGCGAGCUCUGAGAGAUCAACUCGACUACUCGCACGAGCUCGACGAUCACAUCAUGGAACAGAUUUUAUCGGCAAGUAGCGAUGAACGUGAAGAUAUACCACGACUCGCGUUGAACACAUCAAAGUCGUCGUCUCCCGCGCAUUCAACAUCAUCGGAGCGCGAGCGGCGACUGCGGCAAGAUAACGAUAAACUACAGCUGCACCUAAACCAGCUUGAACUGCGACUACGUGAUAAGGACGCGCUCAUCGCUGAGCUGAACAGGAUUCGCGACAAAUUGACGAACGACUGGCAGACUAGUCAACUGCGGUGUGAAGCAGAAAAGGACAACGCCGCAAGACUUCAACUGUUGCUACACACUCACAAAGAGACUUCAGAUACUCUACAGAAGCAGGACUCGAGCAUGAUCCAGAUGCUGAAGAAACGUUUGGAGAGUGCGAUGCAGUCUGAAGUGGAUCUGCAACAGCAGUUGCAGGAGGCACGGAAUAAAAUGCAGCAUUUGCAGCGACAACCCGCCGCAGGUGAUGAUGCGCUACGGUCACAGCUGCAGCAUGAGUUGGAGAGCAACGAGCGUCUCCGCGGUGAGAUGUCAUUGUUGAAGUGUAAGAUGGAAGUGGAACGUGCACGUGCGCAAGACGCGGAGACAGCACUACAGCAUGAGAGGAAUCGAGCAAUUAGACAACAAGACAGCCACCAGCACAACACCGAUGUGCUGCACAACGAGCUGGCAGAUGUCAACAGGUUAAAACAUGAAAUAGGCGUUGAGUUACUGCGUGCGAAGGAAUUACUUAAUAUACAGAGUCAAACUAUAUCUGAACUAGAGAAGAAACUCGUUCUGGCUAAUAAACAGAAGCCGUUCGCCGAUGCAGUGGCGGAAAUGGAAAGACAAAAAAGAGAGAUGGCGCGUGAACUCGCUAUUUUAAAGAAGAAUCUGUCCGAUGUUUACGCCUCCCAUACGCCUACACCGAUAACGAACCAGCAACCCGACCGCGACCAAGCAGUGCGGUAUUUGCAUGGUCGAUGUUUACGUCUAGAGAGCUGUCGUAAAGCAUUGGUGUGGCAGAAGCGGUAUCUGCAGCGAGUGUUGGCCGGUCACCAAGCGCUCGAGAGACAACUGAGACCUCGCGUCCCAGAUACACCGCCCACCAACAGGCGAUUCAAAUGCGUGGCGCUGGCGGUAGUGGUUGUACUUCGUAUGGGAUUCUUGGUUCGUCGCCGCCAUCAUAUGCGAACACUCUCCGCUCAAUGUAUAUUGCGGAACACCACCAAUGACAAUAGGAAUACAAGUAUGAAUGAAGUUGGCGCAAGCCCUAUAUCCAGUCGUGAUGUCCGAACACGAGAUUUACGGAUACCGCUGCCUGCUUCGCCGUUAAUCGGAGAUUUCGUACGGAGAACAUCAUACAGCGUGAGUUCACCCCGCGAAGAACCUUUUAUAUUGAGUUCCGAUCGCGGUGAGGGAGCGGCGUACUGCAAGUUGCAAUUGGUGGGCCGCGGGUUAUCGAGAGACUUGCCCUGA
Molecule: messenger RNA, 3420 nt
Organism: Diatraea saccharalis (sugarcane borer)
Lineage: Eukaryota; Metazoa; Arthropoda; Insecta; Lepidoptera; Crambidae
Source: the annotation of a GenBank genome assembly